AUGGCUGCUAUUAACUCCGCCCUUCGCUCCGGCGCCAUUCGCUGUCUGUCCGCUCGCGUCGCGCAGCCCUCGAUGCUCUCACGCGUAGCUCGUGCUCCCGCCGCUCGCAACUUCAAUGUCUGGGCCCCCACCCGCAUGGUUCCCACCAGCACUAACGCUGCCGAGCAGGCCAACCCUGGUCCUCCCCCUCCCGUUGAAAACAUUGGUGUUGAUGCUGUUCUGCGCGAGAACCCCAAUUCGCAGGACAACCACACCACUACCAUUUUCCAGGAGUUUUCGCUCGAGGGCAAAACUGCUGUCAUCACUGGCGGUAAUGGUGGCCUCGGUCUCGAGAUGGCGCUUGCCUAUGUUGAGGCAGGUGCUCACGUUUACGCCGUUGAUCUGCCCAAGGAGCCUUCGGAGGAGUUCAAGAUCGUCGCCGACCAUUGCCGCAUCAUGGGCAAGCACCUCAAGUAUGUCUCGGCCACCGUCACCGACCACGACGAUAUCAACGCUUGCAUGGACUUUGUCAUGAAGGAUUCAGGCACCGAGUCGCUUGACGUCUGCGUAGCUGCUGCCGGUAUCCUUCAGACCUACGACGCUCUAUCGUACCCUGCCGACGAAUUCCGUAAGGUGUUUGACGUUAACACCACUGGUGUCUUCUUGACCGCCCAGGCCGCGGCCCGCAAGAUGCACGAGCAGAAGCACGUUUCGGGUUCGAUCAUCUUGAUCGCCUCCAUGUCAGGUUCUAUUGUCAACCGUGACCACCACUGGGUCGCCUACAACGCCUCCAAGUCGGCUGUGCUCCAGAUGGGUCGUAACCUGGCUGCCGAGUGGGGACCCAAGGACAUCCGCGUCAACUGUAUCUCGCCCGGUCACAUUCGUACCCGUAUGACGGCCGCUUACCUCGACACCAACCCUCACCUGCUCGCCAAGUGGUCAAGCUCGAACCCUCUGGGUCGUCUCGGUCGCGCUCACGAGAUUCGUGGUGUUGCCGUCUGGCUCGCAUCGAGUGCUUCGUCGUUCUGCAACGGUUCCGACAUCAUCGUUUCGGGUGGUCACAACAUUUGGUAA
Molecule: messenger RNA, 1053 nt
Organism: Mycosarcoma maydis (corn smut)
Lineage: Eukaryota; Fungi; Basidiomycota; Ustilaginomycetes; Ustilaginales
Exons: 2
Coding region: 1-1053 (350 amino acids)
Cellular component (GO): intracellular anatomical structure
Molecular function (GO): oxidoreductase activity, acting on NAD(P)H, oxygen as acceptor
Source: RefSeq, a predicted model, not a curated record